Lactuca saligna is the source of this 303-nucleotide messenger RNA. The record is from the annotation of a GenBank genome assembly. NCBI's taxonomy places the organism in Eukaryota, Viridiplantae, Streptophyta, Magnoliopsida, Asterales, Asteraceae.
AUGAUCCAAGGCUCCUCAUUACCCCUGAGAAUUAGGACAUCCUUGCCCUCAGGCAACCUAACAACUUCACCGAUUAGCAAAUCACACCAUAUCUCUUCCCCUACUCCUUCUCUGAAGAGGAAGAAGAGGAAGAUGGAGAAAGUGAUGAGAGUGGCAGUGCCACACCACAAAGUUCUCCUCCCAUGGGUGGUGCUAGCUUAUCCCAUCAAGCUGGAUACCCAACGUAUCACCAGCAAUAUAUGGAUCAAUAUCAAUAGAUCCAUAUCUGCCUCGACACUUACAAUCAAGAUCUCGCGAGCCUGA